Messenger RNA from Hyla sarda, 828 nucleotides. Its product is annotated as transcription factor HES-5-like. The record is from RefSeq and is a predicted model, not a curated record. Gene Ontology annotation, molecular function: RNA polymerase II cis-regulatory region sequence-specific DNA binding; protein dimerization activity; DNA-binding transcription factor activity, RNA polymerase II-specific. The coding region runs from base 454 to 795 and encodes 113 amino acids. The transcript is spliced from 2 exons. Gene Ontology annotation, cellular component: nucleus. Gene Ontology annotation, biological process: regulation of neurogenesis; anterior/posterior pattern specification; regulation of transcription by RNA polymerase II. Lineage: Eukaryota; Metazoa; Chordata; Amphibia; Anura; Hylidae.
UGUGCCAUAUAAGUUGCAGCACAAUGGCGUCUGGCUACGAGAAUUGUGCGCACACAUGCCAUAUCUUUAUGACCCGUCAUGUGCCAGGAGGAUAAUAUGAACUUUUAAUGAGCUAAAAAAAAAAAAAAAAACGUCUGUGUUUUGAUAACAACAGCUGCCAGAGGAAGAAGCGGAGAGAUCAAUUGCAGCCAGGCCUAGUGUUACAAGACUCUCCCACACUUCUCUUCCUCUAAUUUUAUGGCCUGCUCCAGAUGCUGGGCCUCCUUACACACUUCUAUUGUCCCGGGGCCCCGCCGCCUCAUUGGCUGCAGACUGUGGGAACCUGGACGGAGGGAAAACUUCACACUCUGUUAUGCAAAUAGGGGGCUAUAAAGGCGGGCACCGGCCAUUUCCAGCCAGACACUCACUGCCUGACCCACCAAGGACAUUACCUGGGAUUGUACUGCUAGAGCAAUGGCUCCAAACCACAAGCUGGAGGACACUGAGAGCGGCCUGGGCAAAGACAUGCGCAAGCUUAGGAAACCAGUGAUCGAAAAAAUGAGGAGAGAUCGUAUCAACAGCAGCAUCGAGCAGCUGCGCCUCCUCUUGGAGAAGGAGUUUCAGAGACAUCAGCUCCCCUCCAAACCGGAGAAAGCCGAUAUCCUGGAGAUGACGGUCAACCUGCUGAGACAACAGCUCCACCAUGCAACCAAAGGUGAGUUAUCCAAUCCUCACCUACCUGGUUAUACAAUACUCCUGGUCAUCGGAUAUACGUACGCAAGGGCGCCCCUCCCCGUCUGGUCAUCAGAUCAUUAGACAAAUUAUACCCGAUAGGACUUCGAGUUGGUA